This is a messenger RNA of Carica papaya (papaya), 1750 nucleotides long. RefSeq names its product RNA-binding protein (gene LARP6C). Lineage: Eukaryota; Viridiplantae; Streptophyta; Magnoliopsida; Brassicales; Caricaceae. The record is from RefSeq and is a predicted model, not a curated record. Gene Ontology annotation, biological process: RNA processing. Gene Ontology annotation, cellular component: nucleus; ribonucleoprotein complex. Gene Ontology annotation, molecular function: RNA binding.
UUAAAAAUAAUCAAAUUCAGGAGCUUAAAAACCGGUCAAAGUCAAAUCCCUCCUUCCAGUAUCGAGCAUCCACUGCUGGUGCGCGAAACCUGGAUUCAAACCCACCAAUUCCACCGUUACUAAACUUCAGGAGAUCUCACAGUGAAAACAAAUCCAAGGCCCCGGACGCGGAUUCAUGGCUGCCCCGAUCAGUUUCCUCCACACAAAGUACUUGAAAGCAAAACCAAUGGCCAUCCCCGCCAAAGAUUUCUAAACAAAUUGAAAAAAGAACAAAAAAACUAGAGCGGAAAUGGCGCAGGCACAACCCGAAGAGAAGCCUACAGAAGAUUCCCGAGAGAAGGAAACAAUGAAAGACACGAUAACACAGGGUAGCGAUGAUAGCAGUAGUGGUGCCGGAGCCAAUGGAGUAUCGUUCAAAUUCAAUGCGCAGGCGCCGGAGUUUGUGCCGAGGUCGCAUACUCAGAUGCCGAUGUCCGGCUAUUUUUACCCUUAUUUUCGUUAUCUCGGCGGCUCUACUUCUGGGUCCGACUGGUUCUUUGUCGGGGAUCAAGAACCCGCCGCGUUCUUCAUCUCAAACCCCUCUGUUUCAUUGCCUUAUGCAAAAUCAUCCUCCUCCAAGAGUAUUCUCUCCGAUGAUCUCCGCCAGAAGAUCAUCAAGCAGGUGGAAUACCAAUUCAGUGACAUGAGUCUUCUGGCAAAUGAGUAUCUGUCCAAACAGAUAAGUAAAGAUGUUGAAGGCUAUGUGCCAAUUUCCGUUGUUGCUUCAGCAAAGAAGAUUAGAUCACUCACUAGUAAUCACCAUUUGAUUGCUCAAGCCCUUCGAUCCUCGUCAAAACUCAUUGUGAAUGAGGACGGUAAGAAGAUCAAACGCAAAUAUCCUUUCAUUGAGAAAGACAGAGAGGAAUUACAGUCCCGCACUGUUGUGGCUGAGAAUUUACCCGAAGAUCACUCUUACCAGAACUUGGAGAAAAUAUUUGGUGUUGUUGGAAGAAUGAAAACAAUUAGAAUAUGCCAUCCUCAGGAAUCCAACCCUUCUCGCCCCAAAGGUGAUUUCCUAGUGAGUAACAAGCUUCAUGCACUUGUGGAAUACGAGAGUGCAGAUAUUGCUGAGAAAGCGGUUGAGAAGUUGAAUGAUGAAAGAAACUGGAGAAAAGGGCUUCGAGUGAGGUUGCUGCUUAGAUGCUCACCAAAAUCUGUUCUAAAGAACAGAAAGUCAGACUUUGAUGGCCUUUUAGAAGAUGAAGAUGCUCCUGCUUCUGAAUCAAUUGAAGACUAUCUGCAGUCGAACAAUAUAGAAUCCGGUACCGAGAACAAUGCUGAAGAAAAUUCGGGGGGACUGAAGAGAGGAUGGGCGAAAGGCCGUGGAAAGGGUCGCGGACGCGUUCAAAGCCACGGCGGACGUGGCCUGCUCGCUCCAUCUCCUCAGUCCAGCACUGCAACGCAGUUUGAAGUUACCGGGAAACAGACUACCAGAGGUCCAAGAAUGCCAGACGGAACAAGAGGAUUCACAAUGGGACGAGGCAAGCCACUGAACCUGACUGUGGAGUGAUGGAUUGAUUCUCCUCCAUUUUUGUUCUUGAUCUACAUAUAUAUAUAAUUAAUUACUUCUACACCUUGAAAUAAUCUAUCUACAUAUAUAUAUAUACAUACAUACAGUAAUAAUUCAGGAUGUAUAGAGUAGGAUGGAUUGUCAUUUCACAAGGCUUUUCUUUUUAUUAUAUGAUUUUACAGCCUACGCAAGGUUCAUUUU